Messenger RNA from Effrenium voratum, 387 nucleotides. Lineage: Eukaryota; Dinophyceae; Suessiales; Symbiodiniaceae. The record is from the annotation of a GenBank genome assembly.
AUGGUGCACACUGCAAGCCGAGCCAAUCGCAAUGGCCCCGCAGAGAGCAAGGCAGAGAGCAAGGCAGAGAGCAAGGAAGACAAGGAAGCAGACAAGGAGGAAGGCAAGGACGACAAGGCAGAAGCAGCCGAGGGCUCCAACGACACCAACGCCACAGACGAGCCAGAGGUGGUGCUGAAGCAGAAGAAGAAGAAGCAUGAGAAGAAGCUCAAGCUCGAGAGGAUGGACUACAAGCCCAAGGCUUUGUCCGAGGAGAAGAUCGAGCAGCUGCAGAAGCGUCUCAAGGAGCUCCAGGAGCACGAGGAGGAGGUUGCGGCCAUGGCGGGUCUGCGAAACGAGCUGGAGGCCUACAUCUACGGCAGCCCGAGACCUACGGCUCGGCGGUAA